Molecule: messenger RNA, 549 nt
Organism: Protopolystoma xenopodis
Lineage: Eukaryota; Metazoa; Platyhelminthes; Monogenea; Polystomatidea; Polystomatidae
Source: the annotation of a GenBank genome assembly
AUGUUGGUGGACAUACAGACCGGAGAGGUGACUACAAAGGCCGGACCACACGCCCAGGCGGCAAAUCUUGCCUUCCUUAUUUCUACCUUCCAAGCAUCUGUUCGUUUGCUCUCUCUUACUCUUCUUUUCUUUAUUUAUUUCUUUCUUUCUUUCCUUCUUUACUUCGAACUGGAGCUUGGCCUAUGGCCGUUCAAGUUCGACGAGAAUUGCUCGCUUCGAUUACAUGCUCUCUCGUGCACACAAGUGGCCCAAUUGGGCCCCUCUGCUGGCCUCUUAGCCGCCCCGGGCCCGACCAGCCCAACCAGCCCGACCAGCCCAACCAGCCCAACCAGCCCAACCAGCCCAACCAGCCCAACCAACCCAACCAGCCCAACCAGCCCAACCAGCUCAACCGGCUCAACCGGCCCAACUAAUCCAAAUAACCCAGAGCCCACUCGGCAUUGCUCAUGUUUUUCUCCGCCUUGUCUCUCCAGCCCUGGACUUUAUUCACCCGUUCGUCGUCAGUGCCCACCACCGGCCUCCACUCCUCGGCCAGUCAGAAUGACGUAA